CUACAGUGUUAAUGGAGAUGGAAAAGUUGCAUUUUAUCCUCCUCACUUUACUAAUUCAUCCUCACAAGACAUUCACCGAGGAGGACAAAUGUGAAGGGCUGUAUCCAGUCUUCUCUCCCUCGAGCCUGGUGGUCAGAUAUGGAGACCCUGUUUCAGCAACCUGCUCAGCUCCAAACACAACAAAGACCUCAAUGCAAUAUAGCGGAAUGGGUUUGGAGGCCAGACAAGGGGUCACUGAUGGUUUACAGGAGAACGUCAUGAACCUGACAUGGAGUGUGAGCAGUCUGACAGAGUGGGAAGAAGCACAAGGGAUUCGGUGCUAUUCACAGUUUGAGGAACAAUGCAUCACUAAUCUGAGUGUUACCAUUUACAAGCCUCCAGACAGAGUAUCUCUGCUUUUUGUGAAUGGAUCUGGUCCGAUGGUUGAGGGGAAUCAGUACCAGCUGGAGUGUGAGGUCCAGAGUGUGGCUCCUGUUCAGAACCUCAGAGUGAACUGGUUCAGAGGAAAAACAUUACUGCAUGAAUCCACUGUCUCUGAGUUCUCUGUCACAGGUCACAUUCAUAAAGAUGUGACAGUGACUGACAGAUAUACCAUCACAGCCAGUAGAGAGGACCAUGGACUCCAGUAUAAAUGUGAAGCUGAAGUGAAGCUGGAUUUGCCAGAAUCCCUAAAAUACCAGUCAGAACCCAUCAGUAUCAAAUCGCUUAAAGGCCAACCUUUCCCAGAAAACCCUUACCUCCGCUAG
Messenger RNA from Chanos chanos (milkfish), 746 nucleotides. RefSeq lists its product as uncharacterized. The coding region runs from base 12 to 746 and encodes 244 amino acids. The transcript has 4 exons. Gene Ontology annotation, molecular function: integrin binding. The record is from RefSeq and is a predicted model, not a curated record. Lineage: Eukaryota; Metazoa; Chordata; Actinopteri; Gonorynchiformes; Chanidae. Gene Ontology annotation, biological process: cell adhesion.